GGCUGCUGCUCUUCUGUAGGUUCUGUCACGGUGUCGGUGGUGCCCAGCUCGCCGGUCCCCUCCCCCUUCCAGCGAGCGUGGUCGCCAGAGAGGCUCUCUCAGCCCUGCUCUGCGGGGUCCAUAGCGGGGCGCGGGUGUCCGGCGGCGGCGGCGAGCCCGUGUCCAGUGGGGGUUGGUCCCGUGGCUCCGGCCCCCGGUGCAGAAUGGCGGCGGCGGUUCGGAUGAACAUCCAGAUGCUGCUGGAGGCGGCCGACUACCUGGAGCGACGGGAGAGAGAAGCUGAACAUGGUUAUGCCUCCAUGUUACCAUACAAUAACAAGGACAGAGAUGCCUUAAAACGGAGGAGCAAAUCCAAGAAGAAUAACAGCAGUAGCAGAUCGACUCACAAUGAAAUGGAGAAGAAUAGACGGGCCCACCUUCGCUUGUGCCUGGAAAAGUUGAAGGGGCUGGUGCCACUUGGUCCAGAAUCAAAUCGACACACUACGUUGAGUUUGUUAACAAAAGCCAAAUUGCACAUAAAGAAACUUGAAGACUGUGACAGAAAAGCCAUUCACCAAAUCGACCAGCUGCAGCGAGAGCAGCGGCACCUGAAGAGGCAGCUGGAGAAGCUGGGCAUCGAGAGGAUACGGAUGGACAGCACUGGCUCCACUGUCUCCUCCGAGCGCUCUGACUCCGACAGGGAAGAGAUCGACGUGGACGUCGAGAGCACAGACUAUCUCAUGGGCGACCUGGACUGGAGCUGCAGCAGCGUGAGCGACUCGGACGAGCGGGGAAGCAUGCAAAGCCUGGGCAGUGACGAGGGCUACUCCAGCUCCAGCGUCAAGAGAAUAAAGCUCCAGGACAGUCACAAGACGACGUGUCUUGGUCUCUAGGAGAGCGUGGUCGCUUCGGCUGCCGCCCGGAUGGUCCUCCCUGUCGGCUCCGAUUUAGGUAGCGUAUGGGACCUGCCCACAAUCCCCUCGCACGUCGGCUUCCGUGUGCCAUGUCACCAAGAGCAGCUGCGUUUAAAGUUGUCAAGGAAGUGCUUAGGAUUGUGGGUUUCUGUUUUUUUCUUUUUCCUUUUUUUUUUUCUUUUCUUUCCUUUUUUUUUUUUAAAUCCCCGAGUCCCAUCUCAAAAAGGGUUCAGCAGCCCACACCCGCCCAGUGUCGGGCAGGCAGGUCCCGCUGAGGCAGUCAGUGCAGCCAGGACGCCCAGGGGCAUCUCGACUCUGUGUUGCUCAGUCUGGGGUGGCUGAACGCUGCUUAGCCCCGCCCGAAGCUGGGGGACGCCGACCGGGAUCGCGGAUUUCUGAUGGCGUCCUCUAGCUUCUCUCUCUCUCUCCACAAGUCUCUCUGAGAGACCGUACAUUCCUAUCAGUUUGAAGCAUCCAAGAACUCUGAGGCCGAAUAAGCCCCUCUCACAUCUUGGCAGUUUCCCCCUCUUAUUUACUGUCCCGUGUGGUCUUCUAGACCUUCCUUAACAUUUUCUGGCUUCCUGUGUGACAUGCCUAGCAGAAAUGUCCAAUGUGUCUUGUGCUUAGGAAACUGAAGGAAACAAACUUUUCAAGCUGAGAUCUUGAUCUCAGAACUCCAAAGUAAGCUUUGAAAGUGGCAUUUAAGAGCACUUAGCCCUGGCCCUCACCACCCGUGACGAGUCAGGAAUACCUCCAGAAAACACGCGCUUCUCACACAUACACACACACACGUACGUACACACACCCCCCGAGUGAACGCCCCAACCCACGUGCAGACAGGAGCAGUAUUUCUCACCGUCAGAUGGACACCUUGCUUAUAGGAGUUCCAGCAUCAUCUGUCCUCACGAACACGAUGGUACAAAUCUGUUUUUGUGCGCUGUCCCUGGGUCCGUGCUGUGCCUGCUCUCUGAAGGCACGUUUCCCCUCCAAGCUGGUUUUGCUACUUGUCUCUGGAACAUUUUUUUUUCCUACCUCAGAGAUAAAUGAGAUCUCCAUUUCCCACUUAACAAACUGAUUAUGCCUCUUUUUUUUUUUCCGAAUAAGUGACAUUUGGUCCAAUGCUAAUCUGUUUUCCUAUGUAACUUUCAGCAAUAACUGAGCUUUGGCGCUGGCUGAGCCAGUGUCCAUCAUCAGUGAAAGGGGAAAAGUCCACAUUUUUACUCUGUUGCACGUGAACAGGAGGGAUGGUACAGUUACUAGAAUCCCUCUCCUCACCGACUGUUUUUGGAUGCACCCGGAAACUUCUUUAUGGAGGCUUUUGGGUUGAUAGUUUAAAAGGCUGAUUUUUCUUUCUGGUUAUGAUUUCUCCCUUAAGUGGUCCCCCACUUUGUAGCAUUUUUAUUUAAGCUAAAACAGAGCACAUGUAUAUGUACAUA
Budorcas taxicolor (takin) is the source of this 2329-nucleotide messenger RNA. It is a transcript of the gene MXD1, whose product is annotated as MAX dimerization protein 1. The record is from RefSeq and is a predicted model, not a curated record. Gene Ontology annotation, molecular function: RNA polymerase II cis-regulatory region sequence-specific DNA binding; DNA-binding transcription factor activity, RNA polymerase II-specific; protein dimerization activity. Bases 204 to 872 code for a protein of 222 amino acids. NCBI's taxonomy places the organism in Eukaryota, Metazoa, Chordata, Mammalia, Artiodactyla, Bovidae. Gene Ontology annotation, biological process: negative regulation of transcription by RNA polymerase II. The transcript has 6 exons.